This is a messenger RNA of Sardina pilchardus (European sardine), 1801 nucleotides long. It is a transcript of the gene spata18, whose product is annotated as spermatogenesis associated 18. The coding region runs from base 220 to 1704 and encodes 494 amino acids. Lineage: Eukaryota; Metazoa; Chordata; Actinopteri; Clupeiformes; Clupeidae. Gene Ontology annotation, biological process: mitochondrial protein catabolic process; mitophagy by internal vacuole formation. Gene Ontology annotation, cellular component: mitochondrial outer membrane. The record is from RefSeq and is a predicted model, not a curated record. The transcript has 12 exons.
CGUCGGCGUUGCUACAACUGAUGGGGCACAGCGUCCCUAGCAUCGAAAGAACGUCAAGGGCAGGAACUUUUUCUCUUUUCUUAUUUUACGACGUGUAGCCUAUAAAUACAGAGCGCGCGCUUGUCAGGGGCGCACUCGCGCCGGAUUAACAAAGGCCUGUUGCAGCGAGGUGGGACGAUCAGGAAACAUUUCGUUGGAUUAGGAGUCAAUAAAACGGACAUGGCAGACAGUCUACGGAGGCUGGUGAACUCAUCAUCCUUCAGCCUUCUGCAACAGAAAUUAGAGUCGUGGUACAAAGACUAUCAUGUGAUCUCAUGUGACCAAAACCUGAACCGUUGCUGUGAGCUGGUGGAACUCACUUCCAAAAUCCAAGGCCAACUCUUCUCAAUACUCAACCAAACUGCAAGAGAGGGUGGGCAUUAUGCAGGCGUGGAAACCCUCAAAACACGGUUGCUGCCUUGGCUUGGCACCUGUUUUACCAUGGCAUCCUCCUCCGUCUCCCCAGAUACCAGCCUUAACCUCAUUCAGGACUCUCUGGAGAAGGACAGGAAGAUCCAUGAGCUGACCGCUUCCCACGAGAGUGACAGGCUGAAGAUGGAGACAGAGUUGUGCUCCUCCCGUAUCCAGCUGGACUCCGUCAAACAGAGCCUCGUUGAUGCCCAGCUGGCACUGGACGACACCAAGAACAAAUCGGCCACCACCCUGCUUGCCACCGAGGACGAAAUCCUGCAGCUGAGAGCAGAGUUGCGUUCAGCUCAGGAUCAGGUAGAGCUGUACAAGAGGAAACUGGACGUGUUUGAUGACUACGAGAGACAAGUGCGCAUGCUGAGAGAUGAGGUGUCCAUCCUGACGGCCGAGAAGACAGUGCUGCAGGAGAGGCUGGUACGGAGUCGUUCCCCGAGCCCUCUCCCGCGCCGCAGCCGUGCCAGCAGCCCGCUGAGGAGCGAGUCCCCCACGCGCGCCCAGCUCACCAACUCGGCCCGCCACGCCCGGCUGGUGUCGCGCUUCAGCGACCUGUACGCCACCGAGCGCCUGGAGGCCCAGAGCCUGCUGCGCCGCUACAUCGACGACCUGGAGACCGUCCAGAGGAUCAUCUUCAUCGCGGCCGUGGAGUCAUUUCAGGCCGCUAAGCUGGCAUUCAGGCAGUUUAAGCUGCGCGUACGGAAGACUCUGGGUCCUUCCCACUUUGGUCCAGAGACCCUUGAAGAUGCAGUGAUGGAUUACAUCGUCCGAAACCUUGACCUCUAUGACGUCCAAGCCAGUGUAAAUGACGUGAUCAACGCUAUGAAUGUGAACCCGCGCAUCUCCUUCCCUGCGGAGGUGGACUUUGUGCUGAUCAGCAGCUUCACCAGGGAGACGUGCAGGAUCGCCUUCGCCAUGCAGACGCUGGACCCACCGCUGGACCUGGCCUUCAGCACGGACGGAGAGCUGUACAAUGACAUCAAGUAUCGGCGUAGUUAUGACUCGGAGUUCACCGCUCCCCUGGUGGUGUACCACGUGUGGCCAGCCCUGGUGGAGGACGACGUCAUCAUCGUGAAGGGGGAGGCCGUUACCCGCAGAGGCGCUCUGGUAAAGUCAGCUUCGUGGAGGAGCAGAAGCAGGAGCUCUAGUCCCGUGCGCUCUCGUUCCGGAAGCCCCACUCGCACGCUUUCUAGCCUCAACCGUAGUCUCUCGCCUGAACGUCUUACCAUCAGUCGCCUGUAAAACCUGGACUUGAUCUCCAGCUCCUGGCCUUUCCCUUGACACAGACUUACAGUAAAAAUUAUCAUUUUGUUGAAGUGACUAAAGAAAUCUGCAUUCA